AUGCUGUUGUGUUUAAUAGUCAGUUUAAUUGACCGUUUGGCGUUUGCUGCCACUAGUUUGGAAAGUAAAGAUAAUAAUUACUUUUUAUCGAUAAGAAUGCCAAACGUUACACCACAAAGGGUAGACGAACUGAUCUGCACAGCAGCGAAGCUAGAUCCCAGAGAAUCAUACAUAGUCAGGUUUACCCCACAUGCCAGCAAGGCCUCGGCCCAUCACAUGAUGCUGUACGGAUGUCGCAGCCCGGCGAGCUUCAGUCCCUCAUGGAUAUGCAACCAGAACCAGACACCCAGUGGUCCAUCACACGAUGCUGUAUGCUUGGAGGACACCAAACACAUAGUUUUUGCAUGGGCUCUUGAUGCACCUGAAAAAGCUUUACCAGAGGGUGUCGGUCUUCGUGUCAGCGGAGACACUGGUAUCAAUUAUCUAGUUGUACAGCUACACUACGCCAAAGCUUUCCCACCCGGAGUCACUGAUAACUCAGGUUACACAUUAGAGAUGACCAAUAGCAGGCCACCUCAGCAAGUCGGGUAUUUGGUACUAGGAAACUGGGGUGUCAUUCCGCCGCAAAAAUAUGAAUUCUACCUAGAUUCAUUUUGUGAAUUCCCACUCAAUGAUACAGUCUACCCGAUCGCCUACAGGACUCACUCACACAAUCUCGGUGUUGUUACCAGCGGCUACAGAAUCCGUGCUGGUCUGUGGGUGGAGAUUGGACGAAAUUCUCCUCAGCUUCCACAGGCAUUUUAUAAAGUGAGUAAUCCUGGUAUGAAUAUCCGACCUGGCGAUGUCCUGGCAAGUCGAUGUGUCAUGAACAGUGUGUCACGGGACAAGGACACUAUCAUCGGGCCCAGAAACCACGAUGAGAUGUGCAAUUUCUACAUUAUGUACACCACGUAUCAACAGCGAAACCUUGAAGAUAUUAUGUGCUUCCAGAAGUCAAACUCAGAUACUUCACGUGAUGUGUUCCCGCCAGACUCUGGUUCUUUGGAUGGUAUUCCGGGAGCAGAUAAGGUCAAGAAGAAAUUCAGGACUGCGGCAAGCUUGGGAUAA
Candidula unifasciata is the source of this 1047-nucleotide messenger RNA. Lineage: Eukaryota; Metazoa; Mollusca; Gastropoda; Stylommatophora; Geomitridae. The record is from the annotation of a GenBank genome assembly.